Messenger RNA from Funneliformis geosporum, 250 nucleotides. The record is from the annotation of a GenBank genome assembly. NCBI's taxonomy places the organism in Eukaryota, Fungi, Glomeromycota, Glomeromycetes, Glomerales, Glomeraceae.
GAAAGUUCAAAACAAAGGAAGAAAUCCUAAAGUGGAAACAUCGUGGAAAGAUAGGAGCGAAAUCUGAAAAUAAUUUCAUGAUAAAAGGAAAGAAAAAGGAUACAGACGAAGAGGGGAUCAUAUGGGGAUCAGUUGAGGAGGUUGAAGAAAAGAAAGAUUAUAUGGAAGCAAUUAAGAUCAAAAUUACUGCAGAAGAGGAUUUCUUUCCAGUUUUCUUAAACUGCCAGAAUGCGUACCAAUUGAUGUCUGA